Danaus chrysippus (African queen) is the source of this 501-nucleotide messenger RNA. Lineage: Eukaryota; Metazoa; Arthropoda; Insecta; Lepidoptera; Nymphalidae. The record is from the annotation of a GenBank genome assembly.
AUGUCAUCUCAUGAUUGCAGGCUCCAGAUCGCAUUCUUUGCAGUGUUGACCUGCGGACGAUGUGCUUCCGAUGGUUAUGUGACCGAUAAAAGUACAGGCAUCUCUUAUCGUCUGGUGUACAACGCCCAGCCCUGGCCGAUAGCCAGGCAGAAGUGUGAGGAUGAAGGAGCAAAACUGGCUGUCCCCAAAACACAGGAGCAGUUCUUGUUCUUGCAGAAGUUAGUCCGAGCGAUGCACUACCCUCGCAUCAAAAACAGUAGUCUGGAGAUGCUUGUGUGGCUCGGGAUCAAUAACCUCCAGAAUUAUACUGUAUGGACGAAUAUUGACGGAGAGAACAUCUCUGACACCGGCUUCCAUAUGUGGGCAGGUCACAACGGACAAGGAUACAGCGACGCCCCCGAGGAGCCCCACUGUGUCGGUAUGGACGCCAUGAACCCGGGCCUCAGAGACUUCUGGUGUCACCAGCACCAACCUUACUUCUGUCAGAAAACAUUGACCUGA